Trichoderma virens Gv29-8 is the source of this 1008-nucleotide messenger RNA. RefSeq lists its product as uncharacterized. The record is from RefSeq and is a predicted model, not a curated record. Bases 1 to 1008 code for a protein of 335 amino acids. The transcript has a single exon. Lineage: Eukaryota; Fungi; Ascomycota; Sordariomycetes; Hypocreales; Hypocreaceae.
AUGUCUCGAUACGCUGCUGUCCACGCCUGGAACAAGCUCGGCGGAGUUGGUGAUGCCCGUCCCACUGCCGAACAGAUCAUCAAGGACGCUGGUAAGGAGGACCUCAAGGGCCAAGUCAUCAUCAUCACCGGUGUCUCCUCCGGAAUUGGCGCCGCCAGUGCCAGAGCUCUCGCUGCUACCGGUGCUUCUCUCUACCUGGCUGGCCGAAGCAUUUCCAAGGCCAAGGCUGCGCUCCCAACCAUCGCCGAUCUGCCCAACGUUCACUUCCUCGAGCUCGACCUGGCGUCAAAUGCCAGCGUCAAGGCCUUUGCUGCCGAGUUUCUGAAGCAGUCUGGCGGCAAGCUCAAUGUCCUGCUUAACAAUGCAGGCGGUAUCACUUCUGAGCGCAAAGUCACCGUUGAUGGCUUUGAGGAACAGUUUGCCAUAAACCACCUCGGCUCUUUCCUGCUCUUUUCUCUUCUCAAGGAUGCCUUGCUCGCCAGCGCAUCAGCUUCGAACCCUAGCCGAGUGAUCAACGUUACCAGCUACGGACACCGUCUCGGAAGAAUCCAAUGGGACGACCUCAACUUUGAAAAGGAAUACAAUCCCUCGCUUGCUUAUGCUCAGGCCAAGAAUGCCAGCAUCUACACGGCCACCGAGAUUGACCGUCGCUACGGCGCCCAAAACCUCACCGCGUGGAGCGUCCAUCCCGGCGGUAUCCUCGAAUCCGCCUUUUUGGACAAUAGCGGCUGGGGCAAGGAGGUCGUUGAGGGACUCAUGAAGACUUGGCCGUCUGAAGUCUUCAAGAACAACUCACAGGGCGCUGCGACGCAGGUGUGGGCGGCAGUUAGCGACGAUGUCCUGGCUGAGGGAGCUAGAGGAAAGUACUUGGAAGACUGUUCCGUUGCACUUCCCACGGAGGAGACAGAUAAGCCCGAAUGGAGGGGACACGCUGCUUAUACUUACGAUGAGGCUGACGCGAAGAGGAUUUGGGAGGUCAGUGAGAAGUUGCUCGGAGUCAAGGCCUAA